GGUGGGGGCUGGGCCUCGGCUGCAGGAGCUAAGGAGGGGCGGGGGCGUUAGCCGCCGCUGGGGCUGGCCAUGGCUCUGCCUCUGGCACAGCGAGCCCAGCCCUAGCUGCACAAGGUGGCAGCUGUAGGCUGGGGCCGGGAAGGAAGGAGCCAGCUGGGCUUUUGGACCCUCCCUCUUCUGUCACCUGCCCCCUAGGCUCUGCUCCCCACAACCAUCUAGGCCCCGAAGGGGAAGAGCCAGCUGUCUGGUGGGAGACCCUGACUGUCGGGGACCGCAGACAUAGGGGCACAACGAAGGUCCCCCAGGCGCCACCUAGAGCUCUCCGUGUGGCGCCCACCCUGGCAGGGCCUGAGAUCAACUCAGGGGGGUCUCAGCAUUUUCUCAAUUCAAACAGAACAGUCCAUAGGGUAGGAAAGAUAUUUCCUACAACUGAGUUGAUCAGAAAGUCCUAGUUGACUGCAGGACUGAGCAGGAUCAGCCGAUGGCAGAGCUGCUGGGGACGUGCGCUCGGGAGAGGGAGAGGGCCUGGGCAAAGCUCAGAGGCUGGGGGUGCGGAACUCAAAACCGACUGCGGAGAGCCCAGCGGGCCGGAGCUGGGGCGCACGGUGGGGCCCUGCCGAGGGGCGGGCAGGGCCCGGUGCCAGCCCCGGCACCGACGGGACGCCCUCCUCCCUCCGCAGGCGGGAGGAUGCCGCGGCCAGCGAAGGAGGGUGGGCGCAAGGGCCCGCGGGAGCGAAGCGGGAAGAGCGCGCCAGGCGCGGCGCGGGGUGAGGAGCGUGCCAAGGGGGCGCCCGCGACAGAGCCCCCCAAGCCGGGCUGGGCCCUGACGUCGCAGGGACUGGCGGCCAUGCUCCCUGCGCAGCGUCACCGCCAUCUGCUCUUCGGCGACCUGCUGGAGGACGUGGGCGCGGCGGCCUCCACCUUCCCGUGCGGGUCGGUGGAGCCGGGGUACCGCAUGCCCGACCCGCGCCCGUGGACGCAGUCGCUCGAGCUGCCUGCCGAGCGCCAGAACCGGCUCCUCGGCGUCCUCAAGGCAGCGGAGGCCCGCGGGCGAGUCCGCGCCCUGCGGCUGCGCUACACCCGCAUGCGGGCCGAGGAGAUCGCGCUGCUCCUCCAGCGGCAGAAGUCCGCGCGCGCCGCCAUCCGGCUGGAGCUGUUCCUGCCGCCGCAGCUGAAGCCCACGCGGAUCCCGGACCCCCUGGACCGCCAAGAGGUGCAGACAAGCCCCGGUAGGGGCGGGGAAAGGGGAGGGACCCCGCCCGCCUCCGCACACGCCGGGCCCCAGCCUCUCUCCCCUGCAGCGGAGGCGCGUGGAGACCAUCCUGGAGGAGAACGUGGAUGGCACCAUCUUCCCGCGGUGACGGCGACUCAGAGCGUGCGACGGCCCCAGCCUCCCACAUAAAGUUAUAAUUCUCCGAA
This is a messenger RNA of Pongo pygmaeus (Bornean orangutan), 1419 nucleotides long. RefSeq names its product LKAAEAR motif containing 1 (gene LKAAEAR1). The record is from RefSeq and is a predicted model, not a curated record. The coding region runs from base 482 to 1402 and encodes 306 amino acids. The transcript is spliced from 2 exons. Lineage: Eukaryota; Metazoa; Chordata; Mammalia; Primates; Hominidae.